Messenger RNA from Zalophus californianus (California sea lion), 4384 nucleotides. It is a transcript of the gene SYNGR1, whose product is annotated as synaptogyrin 1. The transcript has 4 exons. Gene Ontology annotation, cellular component: neuromuscular junction; synaptic vesicle membrane. The coding region runs from base 69 to 773 and encodes 234 amino acids. The record is from RefSeq and is a predicted model, not a curated record. Lineage: Eukaryota; Metazoa; Chordata; Mammalia; Carnivora; Otariidae.
GGGGCGCCGCGCACGCGCAGGGCCGGCGGCGCGCGCCGAGCGGGGGGCACCGCGCGGGUGCAGCCACGAUGGAAGGGGGUGCGUACGGAGCGGGCAAAGCCGGGGGCGCCUUCGACCCCCACACCCUGGUCCGGCAGCCGCACACCAUUCUGCGCGUCGUGUCUUGGGUGUUCUCCAUUGUGGUGUUCGGCUCCAUCGUGAACGAGGGCUACCUCAACAGCAACUCGGGGGGCGAGAAGUUCUGCAUCUACAACCGCAACCCCAGCGCCUGCAGCUAUGGUGUGACCGUGGGUGUGCUUGCCUUCCUCACCUGCCUGCUCUACCUGGCCCUGGACGUGUACUUCCCCCAGAUCAGCAGCGUGAAGGACCGCAAGAAAGCCGUCCUGUCCGACAUUGGGGUCUCAGCCUUCUGGGCCUUCCUCUGGUUCGUGGGCUUCUGCUUCCUGGCCAACCAGUGGCAGGUGUCCAAGCCCAAGGACAACCCGAUGAAUGAAGGGACAGAUGCGGCCCGGGCCGCCAUCACCUUCUCCUUCUUCUCCAUCUUCACGUGGGCGGGCCAGGCCGUGCUGGCCUUCCAGCGGUACCAGAUUGGCGCCGACUCGGCUCUCUUCUCCCAGGACUACAUGGACCCCAGCCAGGACUCCAGCAUGCCUUAUGCCCCCUACGUGGAGCCCAGCACCGGGCCAGACCCUGCCGGCCUGGGCGGUACCUACCAGCAGCCGGCCAACGCCUUUGACACCGAGCCCCAGGGCUACCAGUCUCAGGGCUACUGAGCUGCAGUGACCACCUGCCCCUCGCCUGUCCCCUGCCCCAGCGCCAGCUGCCCCCCCCCCGCCCACUCCCAGACCCCUGCUCCCUCCCAGGCUGCCCUGCCCAGUGCCUCAGCAGCCUCUGGGUUGUUCCCCUGAGGUCCAGGGCAGCUCAGGGUGGGAUGGGGCGGUAGGGUGUUGGGUGGGGGGUGCAUCUCCACAUGUGUGCAAGUCUGUCCAGCAGGGGCUGGGGGCGUUUGCAUUCGUGCAUUGUGUCACUGAGCAUUCAUGGGGUGCCUACUGCGUGUCAGGUAUGUGCUUGACACCGGUGGUGAGAGACCAGGGGUCCCGGGAAGGGCGAAGAUGAGGGACAGAGGAGCCCCAUUGGUCCCGGAGGUAGGAAUCGGUGUGAAAGAUAGACCUGGAUGAUGCUGGGAAGGUUUGGCUCCAGGGUGGGUGGCAACACCUGCAGGACAUCAGGGGCCGUCACCCAGCCCUACUACGAGCAUGGGGGCUGUCUCCAUUUUAUGUUGAGGACACUGAGGCCCGGAGAGGUCAAGGUCCCUUGUCCAGGGUCACUCAGGCAGCCAGUGAUAGAGUUGGGGCCAAGCCCCGGCCACCUGACCGGAGAGUCCCUGCUGUCCCCUGUCCUCCCUGCCUUCCCCAUCCCUGAGCCUGGGGCUCCACCGCUCCGUGCUCCCGUCACUCUGGGAGGCCUUGGGGACCUCAGCCCAUGAUAUAACCCUGAUUCUGCUGCAAGCCAGGGGCCUGUUCUGCCUCCAGGCCCCUCUCCCCACAUCCCCACCGGCCCCUCUCCCAGCCGCCAGUCAGGGUGGGAGGGCCAAGGGGGCUCGCCUCACUCGCUUGUUUCCCCAUGUACUGCUCCAUGCUGUGCGUUCCCCACCGGGAGCUCCAACACCCUCUUUGUGGCCUCCCAAAGGACUGACCAUUGUCCCUGCCCAGGGCUGGGUGGACGAGGAGGCCCAGAACGGGGAGCGACCGGCCCAAGGUCACAGUGAAUAAGUGGCAGAGCUGGGCUUGCUUCCUGGGUUUCUUGGCCCCAGCCACCCAGCAGGUGCCCCGAUUCCCUGCCCUGCCCUUGUGACCUCCCAGGAAACAGAACUGAUCUGGGACACUGUGUCAUCUUUCCCUCAGCCGGGGUUAGCCAGGGUCUCAGGGGCUGGAACGGCCAAGGGCAUGGAGAGUCCUUCCACUGGCCUUCCAGAAGGCCUGAUGAGAGGACAGUCUCUGUGGGAGUCAGAGUAGAGAGGGUGGGGGCUCUGGAGCCAGCAAGGCCAGCCUUCAAGCUGCUGCCAUGGGACACACUGCUCCCAAAGUGAACGCUGAGAGCCCCUGGUGCGCGGUGGGCUGGGGGAGGCUGUAGCAGGUGUCUCCAAAGGCACAAGAAGGGUUGAGGCAGGGAGGGACUCUUGCACAGGUGGACUCUUCACUGAACCUUAAAGGACGGGGAGGUCUUGAAGGAGAGAGAGAGGUGUGGGGAGACAUGGGUCCCUGUGUCCACUGGCCAGUGACCCGGGGAGCAGGGCCAGGGGAUCGUGGCUUGGCACAGUGCUGGAUGUUCCCACCACCAGCACCCCAUGCCUCCAUGAGAACCCUCAGAGGCAGGUGAUACUCACUUGCCCUUGGACUCAGCAGGUAUCCUUGCAGAAGGCAUGCAAGCUGGCCGUCCAGAGAUGAGCACCAAGCCAACCUCUGUACUCAGGGUCCACCAGAGGGCAGAGUGCUAUCCGAGCGCUUGCCAAGGGAUGCGGCGCCCCUAGGAGGGGCCAGGAGGAUGCGCAGCAGUUAGCACGGUGGUGAGGGAAGGAGAAGGAAUUUCCUAGGCUCAGAAGUAGCGUUGUUGUCCCCACUUAACAGAAGGGGAGGCUGAGGCUCAGAGAGUGUAAACGAGUUAGCAGUGGAGCAUGGAUCUGAACUUAAGCCUGUUCAAGUCCUCAUAAGGGGCAGCAGAGACAGGAGAGAAUCCCAGACAGCUGAGCAACAACUGGUCUUUGUGGACUUCAAUUUUCCACAUCUGGGGAAGGGGCUCUGUCUCUGGUACCCCCCCCAGUAGCCCAAGUGGGCAUGGGAUGGGGUUGUGGCAUCUACCAGGCCAAGCAGCAGAGCCUGUACCAGACCAGGUUUGCAAAGCAGGUAAGGGUGUGGGUGGUUGUGGGUGCGCUUCUGGCAAAGUGAAGCUCUGUGCCCAUGCGGGAGGCUGAGAGAGGUCCUUCCCCGCUCCCACUCCCCACCAAACACCUCCCCUGCCGAUGGACACCGGGAGACCCCAGGGUGCUGCCCAUCCAAUGCUUCUCCCUGGGCACCGCCCAGCUGCUUGUGAUACCGAGCUGGAGGGCAGGCUACCACUUAAGCUUCACCGAUCCCCUGGGUGUUUCUUACAGACUCUCCCUGCCACCCCAGACCAGGAAAGUUUACAGGACCCCUGCCAGGAGGGAGGGGCGCAGAAUCUUCUCACUUUGCAUUGCUCACUCAGCCUGGGGUACAGCCCAGACAUGAUCCCACCAUCAGGCUGGGUGUUGGCGGGGCCCGCCAAUGGUGGAGGUGAGACACGGGCAGAGGGCGGGAUUCGGCUGGGACCCAGGGCUCCUAACUACCCCUCCGGGGCGGUUCGUAGGGAUUCCCUGCUGCUUCCCACUGGCUGAGGACAGUGCCCUGGAGUCCCCAAGCUUAGAGCCAGUGGUGUCCUCUUUUUUCCCCUCCCUGCUCCCUCCCUCUGCCUCUUCCUUGCUUCCAACCCUUUUCUUUGGAGAAGGCUGCCCCCUGCCUCCUGACCUUGCUGAGUUUGGGCUCCCUCCUUCCACCAAGCACAAGAGAGGGCCCAGGAAAACUGGGUGCCACCCAAGUUGAGAGCUGCAAGGACCCUUCGAGAUGGUGGAGUCGGCCGGGAAGACUCAUUUGUCCAAAGUUACGCACAGAGUCAGAGGUUGAGGACCUAGGUCUCCUGCUUCUGAGUUAACCCUCAUCCUGCACAGUCAUGGGCUAUCUGCCUGGGUCUGGCUUCUGGUACCUGGGGGUGUGACAAUUGAGGGACUAAUUCCCCGGGGACUGGCAUCCGCUCCCCUACUCCAACCUCCCCUGUGAUUUUUGAUCUUCAAAGACUCUUGGGGGGUCCCAGGCUUCCCCCAUGUAAACAAGAGCCCCCACUUGUUACCCCUUGAGGGCCCCCCAACCUUGGCCCAAGACCCCUUUGAUUCUCUAAGGAGGAGGAAGGGGGGAGCACCCCUCCCAAGAGUUUGUGGGAGGAUGGGCUGGUCCAGCCAUCUCCCAGCGCGGCCCUUUGAUGUGACACUCCCCCAUCCCCUGGUGCCCACAGCCCUUGUCUGGGUGUCCCGGUCCUCCCGCAGCAUAACUGCCUGUGUAUAGUAUAAAUAUAUAUAUUUUCUAUAUAUAAGAUGUAUAAUAUAAGGCUCCACAAAUAUAUCUCUGUGUGUGUGCGUGUGUGCAGUGAAUGGCGGUCCCCAUCCUGGGCCCCCACUCUGGACUCCCCCACCACCCGGUUAAGUCUCGAGUGAAUCCAAUGGCCCCGUGGCACCCUCCGUUACAACAUCUGUCCAUUUGUGGUGAACCAAGUGAAGGUGGUGACUUCUGGUGACAUAGUAAUAAAGUGAAGACAA